AGCGGAAGUGACACCAUCCGAAGCAGGAGGGCGGUUCCGGCAAGCCAAGGGGGCGUUGUCGGGAUGGUUCCGCGGCCGGCGGGUCCCUGCGAGCGCCUCUGAGGGCAGCUGCUGCAGGUGAAGAGUAGGCGGCGGGGCAGAGAGCGGCCUCCGAGGGUCACUUGAAUGGUUGAGCAUGGACCCUGUUGCUACCCACAGCUGCCAUCUCCUCCAGCAACUGCAUGAGCAGCGAAUCCAAGGCCUGCUUUGUGACUGUAUGUUGGUGGUAAAAGGAGUCUGCUUUAAAGCACACAAGAAUGUCCUGGCAGCAUUCAGCCAGUAUUUUAGGAGCCUCUUUCAGAAUUCUUCAAGCCAGAAGAGUGAUGUUUUUCACUUGGAUGUUAAAAACGUCAGUGGCAUAGGGCAGAUCCUGGACUUCAUGUACACUUCUCAUCUAGAUCUUAACCAGGACAAUAUACAAGUGAUGCUGGACACAGCACAGUGUUUGCAAGUUCAAAAUGUUCUGAGUCUGUGUCACACAUUUUUAAAAUCAGCCACUGUAGUACAGCCACCUGGCAUGCCUUGUAGUAGUACAUUGUCUCUGCCAAGCACCCUGACCCCAGAUGCCACUUGUGUUAUCAAUGAAAACAACUACCCCCCUCAUUUACUGCAGGAAUGUUCGGCAGAUGCACAGCGUAAUAAAGUGCUGGAUGAAUCGCAUCCGCAUGCUUCACCAUCAGUUAAUCGUCAUCACUCCACAGGUGAAGUCUCAAAACAAGCCCCUGAUACUUCAGACAGCAGCUGCACACAACUGCCUUUCAAACAGCCAAAUUACUAUUACAAACUCAGAAACUUUUACAGUAAGCAGUACCAUAAACACGCAGCUGGUCCCAGUCAGGAGCGAGUUGUUGAGCAGCCUUUUGCUUUCAGCACCUCCACAGACCUUACCACGGUAGACAGCCAGCCUUGUGCUGUCAGUCAUUCCGAAUGCACCCUGGAGUCUCCUGAGCACUUACCUUCCAACUUCCUGGCCCAGCCUGUGAAUGACUCUGCCCCACACCCUGAGUCAGACGCCACGUGCCAACAACCUGCCAAGCAGAUGAGGCUCAAAAAGGCCAUUCAUCUGAAAAAACUCAAUUUCCUAAAGUCACAGAAAUCCGCAGAGCAAAUAUCUGAACCCAAGUCAGAUGAUGGUUUGACAAAGAGGAUGGAAUCUGCUAGUGAAAAUACCCUAGAGAAAGCUAGCAGCCAAAGUGCUGAAGAAAAAGAAAGUGAAGAAGUCGUCCGUUGUGAGAAUUUUAAUUGCCUUAGUGAGACGGAGAGGCACGAAGACCCAGCUGCACUGGAAGACCAGUCCCAGACACUUCAGUCCCAGAAACAAUAUGCGUGUGAAUUAUGCAGGAAACCUUUUAAACACCCAAGCAACUUGGAGCUUCACAAACGGUCUCAUACAGGUGAGAAACCUUUUGAAUGUAACAUUUGUGGGAAACAUUUCUCUCAGGCAGGUAACUUGCAGACGCACUUACGACGGCAUUCUGGUGAAAAACCAUACAUCUGCGAGAUCUGUGGAAAGAGGUUUGCAGCCUCUGGCGACGUCCAACGUCACAUUAUUAUUCACUCAGGAGAAAAACCACACUUGUGUGACAUCUGUGGUCGAGGGUUUAGUAACUUCAGUAAUUUGAAGGAGCACAAAAAGACACACACGGCUGAUAAAGUCUUCACCUGUGAUGAGUGUGGAAAGUCUUUUAAUAUGCAAAGGAAGUUAGUAAAGCACAGAAUUCGGCACACGGGGGAGCGGCCUUACAGCUGCUCUGCCUGCGGGCACCUGACUGCUCCGAUGAGGACACGGAGACUCAGGGUCAGGUCGCUCAUGACCUGUGAUUACAGCGUUGGAGCCAGGAUUCCUAUACACAUGGCCUCGAAAGACGGAGUGUGUGUACCCGUGACAGGGAAAUGUUUUGGGGGUUCAGGUGACCUCCGCAGGCAUGUCCGCACUCACACUGGGGAGAAGCCGUACACGUGUGAGAUCUGUAACAAGUGCUUUACCCGCUCCGCAGUGCUCCGGCGGCACAAGAAGAUGCACUGCAAAGCUGGUGAUGAGAGCCCAGACGUGCUGGAGGAGCUCAGCCAAGCUAUCGAGACCUCCGACCUCGAGAAAUCUCAGAGCUCAGACUCUUUCUCCCAAGACACGUCCGUGACGUUGAUGCCAGUGUCCGUUAAACUCCCCGUCCACCCAGUGGAAAAUUCUGUGGCGGAAUUUGAUAGCCACUCUGGCGGCUCCUAUUGUAAGUUACGGUCCAUGAUCCAACCUCAUGGAAUUAGUGACCAGGAGAAGCUGAGUUUGGAUCCUGGUAAACUUGCCAAGCCCCAGAUGCAGCAGACACAGCCUCAGACCUAUGCUUACUCGGAUGUGGACACCCCAGCCAGUGGCGAGCCGCUGCAGGCCGAUGGCAUGGCCAUGAUCCGCUCCUCUCUGGCUGCUUUGGACAACCACUGCGGUGACCCCCUGGGCAGUCGAGCAUCUUCCACCGCUUAUAGGAACUCAGAGGGCCAGUUUUUCUCCGGCAUGACUCUCUGGGGGCUAGCGAUGAAGACGCUGCAGAAUGAAAACGAGUUAGACCAGUGAUGUACCGUGCUUCUCCACAGUAGAGCAGGCUCGACGGCCUCCACGGGAAGGAGAUGUGCCCGUGGUGCUGUCGCUAGAAUAUCAAGGUGAGACUGUGGAUGUGGCACGUCACAGUGAUCUUCUUAUAGCACCGCCUGCACGGAGGACUGUGGAGAGCACCCUUGAAUACUCAUGAGCAGCUCUAACUCAGAAGUACAAGAUAAACGAGAGACCAGUGAAGAGGAGAGGAUUUUCAUAGAAAAACAGCACAGUUGCAGAGUAGGGCAUCAGCUCUGAAGUCCAUUACAGGUGCAUUUCCUGGUUUCCCAACCAUCAGCUGCACUGCGCUCCUGCCAGGCUGGCUCAGCGAGCAUCUGUUGUCCCCGUUGCACACAUGGAGUGAACUUGGAACACAGUGGCCGCACGUGAAUGCAGAUCUUCCUCCUUCCUCCCCGUGUCCUCUCCUCUCGUGGCCUCCUCUGGCUCCUCCCUCAUCCCAACUCCUGUAGCUCUUCAGCCUCACAGCACCUACAGCCCAUCCAUCCCCUUGGCUGUCCCUGUGGACCCUCGGCCAUGGUUCACCUGCCAACCCCUUUAUCCAUUUCACCUGGUGAACCUCUAGUGCUACACAGAGGUAGCCCAGCCAGGCUGGUGAGCAACAGCCAUUCUUCAGUUUCUACAGCUCUCCUGAGCCCCCACCCUAUCCUAUAAUCCCCUCUCCUUGAUCCAGGCCACGUGCUACCCUAGACACUUGUGUCACAUCUUCUCAGACCUCUGCAGCUCGCCUGUCGUGCUUAUGGCCUUGCUUCCUAUUUCUCUCAGAACCUAGAAACAAAUAGGGACCAGGCAUGGUGGCUCACGCCUGUAAUCCCAACAGGUUGGGAGGCUGAGGCAGGUGGGUCACUUGAGCUCAGGAGUUUGAGACUAGCCUGACCAA
Piliocolobus tephrosceles (Ugandan red Colobus) is the source of this 3521-nucleotide messenger RNA. RefSeq names its product zinc finger and BTB domain containing 49 (gene ZBTB49). Gene Ontology annotation, cellular component: nucleus. The record is from RefSeq and is a predicted model, not a curated record. NCBI's taxonomy places the organism in Eukaryota, Metazoa, Chordata, Mammalia, Primates, Cercopithecidae. Gene Ontology annotation, biological process: regulation of transcription by RNA polymerase II. The transcript has 10 exons. Gene Ontology annotation, molecular function: RNA polymerase II cis-regulatory region sequence-specific DNA binding; DNA-binding transcription factor activity, RNA polymerase II-specific; protein binding. Bases 176 to 2605 code for a protein of 809 amino acids.